Elaeis guineensis (African oil palm) is the source of this 1023-nucleotide messenger RNA. NCBI's taxonomy places the organism in Eukaryota, Viridiplantae, Streptophyta, Magnoliopsida, Arecales, Arecaceae. The record is from RefSeq and is a predicted model, not a curated record.
AUGGAGCUUCCUAACUCGUUCUCGUCUAUGAUCACUGAGUGUGAUGGAAGAUGGAGGAAAAUGGAGGCUGGUGGAUCUACGCACCAUUCUUCAGUGCAGUAUGGUAGUGAUGGAACUGUUCGCAUCUUUGCAGACUACCAUCGUACUGUUUGGGCUGAUUACUUUAUUGAAAAUUAUCCAUUACCUUCAAAUUUUCAGAACUCGGAGGCAUGCAUUGAAAAAAGGGUAGGAGAGCUAAAAGAGGAAGUAAAGAACUUGCUAAAACAUGCUAAUGAUCACUUACAAGGGAUGGAAUUAAUUGAUACACUUCAACGCUUGGGAGUGGCAUAUCACUUUGAAAGGGAGAUAGAUGAGAUACUAAGCCAAAUUUAUAAUGCCCAUAUUGAAGGUGAAGAUUUGCAUGCUGUGGCCCUUCACUUUCGACUCCUGAGACAACAUGGCUAUAAUAUACCCUCAAGUGUUUUUAUCAAGUUCAAAGAAGUUGAAGGGAGUUUUAAGGCUACCUUAAAAAAUAAUGUGAAGGGUUUGCUAAGCCUAUAUGAAGCUACUUAUCUUGGCACCCUAGAAGAUGAUAUAUUAGAUGAAGCACUUAAUUUUGCAAAAGUACAUCUCAAGUCCAUAGAAAGCCAGUUGAUACCACCUCUUGCAACACAAGUAUUAUAUGCCCUUGAGAUGCCUUUACAUAGGAGAAUGAGGAGGUUAGAGGCAAAGAAUUAUAUCUCCAUUUACCAAGAAGAUGAGGCACAAAUUAAGGUGGUACUGGAGCUUGCAAAGUUGGAUUUUCAUAUGCUGCAAUCAAUUCAUAGAGAAGAAGUUAAGAGCAUCUCUAUGUGGUGGAAAGCACUUGGCCUUGCGAAAAAGCUAACCUUUUGCAGGGAUAGAGUAGUCGAGUGUUAUUUUUGGAUUCUUGGGAUAUAUUUUGAGCCUCAUUAUUCUAGAGCUCGAAUUUAUAUGACAAAGGUGAUUGCUUUACUUUCAAUCAUGGAUGAUAUCUAUGAUGCUUAUGGCACGAGAGAGGAACUC